Trypanosoma cruzi is the source of this 1284-nucleotide messenger RNA. RefSeq lists its product as uncharacterized. The record is from RefSeq and is a predicted model, not a curated record. Gene Ontology annotation, molecular function: protein binding. Gene Ontology annotation, biological process: iron-sulfur cluster assembly. Lineage: Eukaryota; Euglenozoa; Kinetoplastea; Trypanosomatida; Trypanosomatidae. Gene Ontology annotation, cellular component: cytosolic [4Fe-4S] assembly targeting complex. The coding region runs from base 1 to 1284 and encodes 427 amino acids. The transcript has a single exon.
AUGCCGCUGUUCUCUGCCUCUGCAUCCGGUAAUGGGAAUAACACUGGUGGUGCUGAAGAGAAGCCAUUAAAUUUGCCCUUUGAUCCGCCACCGCUCCUCCGCGUGGAUCCUGUCGCGGUUCUGGUGGGCCACGAAGACCGCGUUUGGUGUGUUUCCUGGUGCCCCACAGCGAAUGUAUUGGCCUCAAGUUCUGCCGAUAAAACAGUAAAGCUAUGGAGCUGUUUGCACCACGCAAAAGCUGUUGAUGAACAACACCAGCAGUAUCCGCAGAAGGGUCUUUCGUGGGAGUGCAUUCACACAUUGGCGGGUGAACACAGUCGAACGGUUCGUCAUAUUUCAUGGAGUCCCAGCGGUGAGUACAUCGCUUGUGCUUCAUUUGAUCGCACAGCAACCGUUUGGAAACGGGCAUCGGAUGAUUUGAACCGAUUUGACUUUGAAUUGGAGGCCAUCCUUGAUGGACACGAAAGUGAAGUAAAGUGUGUGGCGUGGCUAACAGACAGCACAUUAGCGACGUGUUCGCGCGAUCGAACUGUUUGGGUGUGGGACCGAGUGGAUGUCGGUGAAUUUGAGUGCGCUGGCGUUCUUGCAGGACAUGCCCAAGACGUGAAGGCAUGUGCCUGGAUACCUCCUAUCGAUGGAGGUGCGAAGCCACUUCUGCUUUCAUGUUCUUACGACAAUACUGUGAAGGUUUGGGCUGAGUCUCAUCGUCGAGAUGACUGGCACUGCUUUCAGACAUUAACGCGGCACGAUGAAACGGUCUGGUCUGUUGCUGUGCAGCCUGUCGAGCAGUCCAUUGAGACCCUACGUGCGGAGGAGGAGGAAGAGGGAGGGGAGGCACAACCUGCAUGCCAGCCCAUCAUCUGUUGUUGUUCGGACGAUAAGAGCGUGACCUUUUGGAAGCGCAACGCUGAAGGAAAGUUUCACGUGAUUGUUACGGCCACUGGCUUUGCAGAGCGUUCCAUCUACACGGUUGGUUGGGCCCCUAGCAACUGCGGUGCCAUCGUGGCGUGCGGCAGUGGUGACAAUAAAAUUACACUUCUGGGCCUUUACCAGUCACGUGGGUACAACGAGGUGCACGUUACUGUACUCGCGGAGCUGCCGUCUGCUCAUGAGGCGGAUGUGAACAGUGUCGCAUUCUGUUCAAUUGUCAAGGGGGCUCUGGAUGAUAACAAGGAGGUCGUCAACGACAACAACAACAACAGCAGCAGCAGCAGCAGCGGUCUGUUACUGGCUUCCGGUGGGGACGACAACAUGGUUCGUGUCUGGCGCGUGGCGAGGGCUUAG